CCGUGCAGUAGUCAGUCGGCCGUCAACCCUCACCUCAAACAGUCUGCACCUGUGAUAAGACAUCAUAAACCAGUGUUGUUCCUAAUCGAAUCCAAAGUUAAAAAAAUGUGCACCGAUGAUAGCUUUCUGUUUGCGACCCCAAGCGUGGAAAAGAUUCCGGAGAAGUACGACGAUCGCGUUGCUGAGUUGAACGACUUCUACAAAAAGAUUGCAUUCGAUCAGCUGCGUGAAGAUGACACCAUGCGCAAACAGGGCCUGGAGCAGUUUCGUGACUGGAUUGCAAAGCAUCCGCAUAUCAAAAAAUGCCGCACAGAUGCACCAUUUCUGUUGCGGUUCCUCCGUGGCAAGAAGUACUCCAUCAACACAGCUACCGAAACUCUGGAACGAUACCUGGUGGCUCGCAUGAUGUACCCGCAGUGGUUCACAAGGUUGGACAUUGAGGAACCACAACUUGCGACACUAGUUGAUACGGGGUACCUGUUUCCAUUACCGGAACGAGAUGCUCAGGGACGUGCGCUGAUCUGCAAUGACACUGCCCAGCUGGACCCUACAAAGUUCACCGCAGCGGACGUGCUCCGUAUUCACAUGUUGGUCAACGAAUCCUUCUUCGACACCAACGAAGUCCAGUGUGCCGGUCUGGUACUAGUUUACGAUCUCUCCGGAAUGACCUUGUCCCAGCUGAGCUUGGUCACUCUCAGUGAAAUCCGUGUGCUGGUGUCCUUCUUGAAUAAAGCCUUCCCGCUGAGAAUUCAGGAAUUUCACUUUGUGAAUACUCCUGCUGCUACUCAUACUAUCGCUAACUUUGCGCUUGCUCUACUCAGCGAAAAGCUUCGCGAACGCGUUUUUUGUCAUAAAAACUGGGACGAGUGCUAUACGAAGCUGGACAAAAACCUACUGCCGAAGGAAUUCGGUGGAAAAAUCCCUCGACUGGAGAUGAUUGCUGCAUUUAAGGAACGCUGCAAGAAAAUGCGAAGUCGUAUGCAGUUGGUCGAUGAGAUGGAGAUCGAGCUCACCAAGGACUCAAAGUACUGGCAGGAGAAUUCGAAUGCUGAGAUGGAAAGUGGAGCCGUUGGAAGUUUUCGUCAAUUGACGGUGGAUUAAUGUUUUAUGUGUGUUUUAUGAAACACAGUACAAACUAUUUUACCUGAACUGUUAAAACAAUGAGUGAAUUAUAAUAAUUUCAUUUUUUUUACAACAUGCCAAAAGAGAUGUGUCCACAGUUUAAUUCAUACUAGAAAUAUACUUGCCUAAUAGGA
This is a messenger RNA of Armigeres subalbatus, 1256 nucleotides long. Its product is annotated as clavesin-2-like. Gene Ontology annotation, molecular function: phosphatidylinositol bisphosphate binding. The transcript has 2 exons. Gene Ontology annotation, cellular component: membrane. The record is from RefSeq and is a predicted model, not a curated record. NCBI's taxonomy places the organism in Eukaryota, Metazoa, Arthropoda, Insecta, Diptera, Culicidae. The coding region runs from base 106 to 1101 and encodes 331 amino acids.